Apodemus sylvaticus (European woodmouse) is the source of this 8234-nucleotide messenger RNA. RefSeq names its product toll like receptor 1 (gene Tlr1). Gene Ontology annotation, biological process: immune response; inflammatory response; toll-like receptor signaling pathway. The transcript has 4 exons. The coding region runs from base 648 to 3035 and encodes 795 amino acids. The record is from RefSeq and is a predicted model, not a curated record. Gene Ontology annotation, molecular function: Toll-like receptor 2 binding; lipopeptide binding; transmembrane signaling receptor activity. Gene Ontology annotation, cellular component: Toll-like receptor 1-Toll-like receptor 2 protein complex; membrane. Lineage: Eukaryota; Metazoa; Chordata; Mammalia; Rodentia; Muridae.
UCUUUCAAUGCAGAAAACAGUUACCAAUUAAAUGUUGGAGGAAGUAGUACUUGGAUUUCUUACUGCUCUGAUGGACAGGCACGUUGUCUUGUGAAAUGUUCAGGAAGACGGAACAUGCUGUGACCCACACACACUUGAGUGUGUCUACCAAGAGUCCACGUUGGAUACCUCCUCUGAGGAGAGAAGAGAGAGGAAGCACAGUCUGACUGUGGCGUUUGGAGGUGGUCCUACGGGAGGAAACUAAGAUUGGAUUCCAUCAGAUCGUCAGAGCAGAAGCCCGUGCAUAAAUACUGGUAGAUUAAUUGAAGCAGGCUGAGACCGGUAUGCAGACAGAUGUCCCCAUCUCUCGCCGUGUGCUGCGCUGGGAUUCUGCUAUCUAUCAAGGUCAUCGCAGGAGGUGACUGACCCCUUGCUUGUGGAGCAGAACUCUGUCUUCAGACACACCAGAAGAGGGCAACCACUGAGCCAUCUCUCCAACGCCUUGAUUUCCUAAUGAUACAAAUGAAAAAGUAGUUUUAUGAGCUGAGAACCUCCAGUUAAUGGCUUGAAGUGGAAGAAGGGCUCUGGAGCCACCUGAUCCAGGACCUAUAUCAUGUGGAGAUGCUCUGAAGAAUAGCGGCAACCUCACGCAUGCCUAUUGCCAUACAAUGACUAAAACUAAUUCCCUUGCCUUCUAUUGCAUCAUCGUCUUAGGACUGACACUUACCAAAAUCCAAUUAUCUGAUGAAAGUGAGCUUAUCAUUAAGAGGCCAAAUGCAAACCUUAGCAGAGUGCCCAAGGACUUACCCUUGCAAACAACUACUUUAGAUCUAUCACAAAACAAUAUAUCUGAGCUUCGAACUUCUGACAUCCUCUCAUUGUCCAAGCUGAGGGCCUUAAUAAUGUCCUACAACAGACUCCGGUAUCUUAAUAUCAGUGUUUUCAAAUUCAACACGGAGCUGGAAUAUUUGGAUUUGUCACACAAUGAGUUAAGGGUGAUCUCCUGCCACCCAACAGCGAACCUCAAACAUUUGGACCUCUCCUUUAAUGCAUUUGAUGCCCUGCCCAUAUGCAAAGAGUUUGGCAACCUGUCCCAACUACAAUUUCUGGGACUGAGUGGUUCUCAGGUCCAAAAUUCAAGGGUGCAGCUGAUUGGUCAUUUGAACAUCAGUAAGGUUUUGCUGGUGCUAGGAGAUGCUUAUGGGGAAAAAGAAGAUCCCAAGUGUCUUCAGCACAUUAGCACUGAGACUCUGCAUAUUGUUUUCCCUUCGAAAAGAGAAUUUCGUUUUCUUCUGGACAUGUCUGUCAGCACUACGAUCAGUUUGGAAUUGUCUAACAUCAAGUGUGUGCUUGAAGAGCGGGACUGUGCUUAUUUCUUACGUGCUUUGUUAAAGCUUAGAAAGAAUCGGAAGCUCUCACAUCUUAUCCUGAACAACGUGGAAACAGUGUGGAAUUCCUUCAUUAACAUCCUCCAGUGGGUUUGGCAUUCACCAGCCAAGUAUGUCUCAAUUUCCAAUGUGAGGCUACAAGGUCAACUUGCCUCCAGCAGGUUCACUUAUUCUGAUACUUCUCUGAAGGCUUUGUCCAUACGUCAAGUUGUCGCUGAUGUGUUCAGCUUCCCCCAACGUUACAUAUACAGUAUCUUUUCCAAUAUGAACAUCCAAAACCUUACAGUAUCUGGAACACACAUGGUCCACAUGCUUUGCCCGUCCCAAGUUAGCCCAUUUCUGUAUUUGGACUUUACAGAUAACCUUUUAACAGACAUGGUUUUUAAAGAUUGUAGAAACUUAACUGGAUUGAAAUCACUUAGUUUACAAAAGAAUCAGUUAAAAAACCUUGGAAAUGUAAUUCUUAUGUCUGCAGAAAUGACCUCCCUACAAAAACUAGACAUUAGCCGGAAUUCUCUAAGAUAUAGCGAUGGGGGAAACCCAUGCUCCUGGACCCAGAGUUUGUUGGUUUUAAAUUUGUCUUCAAAUAUGCUUACUGGCUCUGUCUUUGGAUGCUUACCUCCCAAGGUCAGGGUCCUUGACCUUCACAACAACAGGAUACUGAGCAUCCCUAAAGAUGUCACCCACCUGCAAGCUUUGCAGGAACUCAAUGUAGCAUCCAAUUCUUUGACUGAUCUUCCCGGAUGCGGGGCCUUCAGCAGCCUCUCUGUGCUGGCUAUUGACCAUAACUCAGUUUCCCACCCUUCUGAGGAUUUCUUCCAGAGCUGCCGGAAUAUUAGAUCCCUGACAGCGGGCAACAACCCAUUCCGAUGCACAUGCGAGCUGAGGGAGUUCGCCAAAAGCAUAGGCCAGGCAUCAAGAGAAGUGGUGGAGGGCUGGCCUGACGCUUAUAAGUGUGACUACCCAGAAAGCACUAAGGGAACCCCACUGCAGGACUUCCACAUGUCUCCACUGUCCUGUGACACCAUUCUGCUGACUGUCACCAUCGGGGCCACUAUGCUGCUGCUGGCUGCCACUGGGGCUUUCCUCUGUCUCUACUUUGAUGUGCCCUGGUAUGUGAGGAUGCUGUGUCAGUGGACACGGACCCGGCACAGGGCCAGGAACAUCCCCUUAGAGGAACUCCAGAGAAACCUCCAGUUCCAUGCUUUUGUCUCAUACAGUGGGCACGAUUCUGCCUGGGUGAAGAAUGAAUUACUACCCAACCUAGAGAAAGAUGACAUCCGGGUUUGCCUCCAUGAGAGAAACUUUGUGCCUGGCAAGAGCAUUGUGGAGAACAUCAUACAUUCCAUUGAGAAGAGUUACAAGUCCAUCUUCGUGCUGUCUCCCCACUUCAUCCAGAGUGAGUGGUGCCAUUAUGAACUCUACUUUGCCCAUCACAAUCUCUUCCACGAAGGCUCUGAUAACUUAAUCCUGGUCUUGCUGGAGCCGAUUCCUCAGUACUCCAUCCCUACCAAUUACCACAAGCUCAAAAAUCUCAUGGCACAAAGGACCUACUUGGAAUGGCCCACAGAGAAGAACAAACGGGGACUUUUUUGGGCAAAUCUAAGAGCAUCCAUUAAUGUUAAAUUGGUUAACCUGGCAGAAGCAACGAGUUAUACACAGCAGUAAGAAUAUCCACCUCACUGCUGUUGCUGCUCUGGGGAGUUCAAAUAAUGGUACCAUUCAUACCAGCAAAAACCUAAAAAUGAUUCUGACUUUAUGAUGUGGGAAUUUGUGCUUUUUAACCCAAGUUUGCCACUAAAAUCUAGUGGGAUACUAUAAUUUGGGUUGAAAUCACUCAUUUAUUUUUUUUCCUUUUUCGUUCUUUCUUGUUUGUUUGUUUGUUUGUUUUUUUGAGACAGGGUUUCUCUGUGUAGCCCUGGAUGUCCUGGAACUUACUCUGUAGACCAAGCUGGCCUUGAACUCAGACAUCCACCUGCCUCUGCCAAGUGUUGGGAUUAAAGGUUUGUGCCACCACUGCCCAGCAUUUCUUGUUUUUCAAGAUAGGGUUUCUUUUUGUAGUUUUCACUGUCUUUAAACUCACAGAGAUCCACCUGUGCCUGCCUCCUGAGCACUGGCAUUUUAAGACAUUUUUAUUGUUUUAUGUUAGAGGUGUCUCACCUGCAUGCAUGUCUGUGCACUAUGAGCAUGCCUGUGCUUUCAGAGGCUAGCAGCAGGCAUUGAAGUCAUUGGAACUGAAGUCGUGGACUGCUCUUAGCUGCCAUGUGGGUGUGGGGAAUUGAACCUGGGUCCUCUGCAAGAGAAGCCAGUGCCCUUAAUUGCUGAGCCAUCUCUCUCUCCAGCUCCCAAACCAUUAAUUUCAAACACUUCAGGGAUCCAUUUUUUCCUUUUGCUCUAAUCACAUUGGUUGAAUUUACCGCAGAAUCAGGAGAAGUCCUUUUCUCUACAGAUGUGCGUAUUUCUGUGUGUCUGGUCAACAGUAGAAAACUUCAGCUCUACUUCGGGUUGACUUCCCCAUUAUUCUUUCUAGCUCACCAUGAAUCUCUUCACUCUUAGGCCUGGAUGUUACUUUUCCACAUAAAUUGCUUGCAUAUAAAGCUCUUGUCUUGGUUUCCACUUAAUGGUGGGAUUAAAGGGGCUGCAUAUACUGUCAAUUUAUUGUUCCACAAAACUGCCAGGGAAUCGGAGAGGCUUGUAUGUCUCCAGAUAUAGAAAGCGUAAUGAAAUAAGAACAGAUAGUAGAAUCCAGUGAUUAUUUAACAUGGCCAUCUUAGAAAUAGUAGGUAAUUGAUCUCAACACCUGGGUGGCAAAGGUAGGUAGAUCUCUAUGAGUUUAAGGCCAUGCUGGUCUACGUAGUGAAUUGUAGAACAGCCAGGGCUCUGUAGAGAGACCCUGCCUCCAAACAAACAAAAACAACACAGAACAAAAACCCAGAAACGAUAGGUUAGGCUUUUCACUGAGUCUUGAAGGAAGCCUCAGUAUGUAAUGGUGAAGAAUGGAAAGGCCAUUGUAAUAAAGAGGACAAAGGCUGGGACACCCAGACUUGUUCUGGGCCUAGUGGCCCACAUGGGUGGAUAUGACCAUUGUGACAAAUGAGACUAUUAUAUGGUUGUCAACAAUUAGAUAAAGCUAUAUUGCAGUCAGCCAUGCUGGUGCAAGUCUGCACCCCCAGAGCUUCCAGGCUGAGGUGGGAGGUUCCUGAUCCCAGGCCAGCCUGGGCUAUAUAAUUAGAUCCUAUCUCAAGGAGGAAGAGGAGGGAAAAGGAAAGGGGAGCAUAUUAUCAAUGACCUUAACUAGACUAUUGAGACUGUUGAACUGGAGACUCAUAAAAUACAGCUUAAUGUCUACGGAACUCAAUAGGAAGUGACGAUAAACCAUGAGGCGUGGAGAGCGGUAUUCUGAAAUGAAGUUGCAACAGCCCUUCUAACUGGCUUCUUCCAUUUCCUCUAGGCCUGCUACGCUUCCCAAAUCACACUUCCAGAUUUCACAAUCCAGUUUCGACUCCUUAGCAAGCAAUCGUAUAGUAGCUUCGGGGAUUUCUGUGCAGAGACCACUUUUGCACAGCCAAACCGUUGAAGUUUGUUGGCUUCCUGUUCUGGGCCCAAAAGCGUGAGCAGGGUUCGCUCCUGGGAGGGCGGGGCCUGCUCCCUGCUUCCUCUUUGGCUCUUUGCUCCCUGUGUUUUUCACCUUCCUUGCAUAUCUCUGCACGCCUGCAUUUUACCCUGUUUUGCAUGUCUGUUUCUGUGUGCUAAUUUCCCAUUUUCAUACAUAUUUCUAUAGUCUGGCCUCUGUCUAAUACUAAUAUUAUUCCUAUCUUAAUUACACCUGCAAUGCUCCCAUUUUGGAGAAGGGCCCCACUCUGAAAUGCUGAGGUUCAUGGUGUAAUCCGUGGGCUGACACAGCUCAGCCCCUGAUUCUAAGGAACAAGAGCCUCUUAGUUGAGGUUUUGAGAAGUCAGGUCAGUCCUGUGUAUGCACAGCUAAACUCGUGAGCAGCUAAGAGGCUGCAACUGCAUUUGUGGCAUCUUCUGCGGAAUUCCAAGCGGAGAGAUGGAGAAUUCAGGUCAAAGCACAGAUAAAAAUGAGGCAAUAAAGCCAGGUGGUAGAGGCACAUGCCUUUAAUGUCAGCGCUAGGAAGGCAGACAAAGGUGAAUCUGUGAGUUCAAUGCCAACCUGGUCGGCAGGGUAAGUUCCGGAACAAGAAGAAGCAGCAGAAGAGGAGGAGGAAGAGGAGAAGGAUGAGGAGGAGGGAGGAGAGGAAGAGGAAGAGAAGGAAGGAGAGGAGAAGAGGAGGAGGAGGAGGAGAGGAAGAAGAAGAGUAAGAAAUAAAUAGACGCCAUCUUUGAAGCCAGUUUGGAUUUCAGUUCUAGCUUCUACAUUCAUUUGUGUUGAUCUUAGGGACUCUACUUAAACUUUCUAAGCUGAUUUCAUUAUUUAUGUUAUAGAUUUUUAAAAAGUGUACUCUUAAGGUAGCUAGUCAACACCUCUAUAUCUUCAGAUAUCAACUCAAACAUGCUCCCCAAAGUGUAGCAUUCAUAGAGUAGACUUCUCAGUUCCAGAUCCUAGAACCAAGCUAUGAGAUGUUUAUUAGGAGAUGUAAAUAGGACCCAUAAAAGACAAACCCACGUUCACAAUGUUCUACACAUACCUGGUCCACAUAUAAGUGGGGUGGUUAUCCUUCUCAUGUGUUGAUUUUACAGGUCAGCAAUCCUGGUCUGGAGAAAUGCUCAGAAUGUAAUGAAUAGCGAGAAACAAGACAGAGAACAUCCACGAGACAAUCUGGAUUUUGUUUUCAGAGUAGUUUUAGGUCAGUUUGACACAAGGUGUAGACUCCUGAGAGGAGAGAACCUGGACUGAGAAAGGACCUCUAUAAGACUGGUCUAUAAAUUGCAGGAUUAAUUGGCCUACUGUAACACAGGCAUUAUCUUAAGUAGUGAUUGAUGAGGUGUGGGCAGCCCAGUUAUGGGUGGGGCCAUCCCUGGGCUGAUGGUCCUGGGUUCUAUAAGAGAGCAAACCUAGCAAGCCAGUAAGCAGCACCCCCCAUGGCCUCCGUAUCAGCUCCUGCAUCCAGGUUCCUGCCCUGCUUGAAUUUCUGCCUUGGCUUCCUUCGACAGACUAUUGGUACAGGGUAUGUAAGCUAAAUACCUUCCUCCUCAAUGACUUUUGGUUUUGGUGUUUCAUCACAGCAGUAGAGAAGUAAUACACUAUUUACACCCAUACACAUGAGAAAUAACAAAACAUUAGCUGUUGUUAGUAACUUCGACAGUUGAUAUUCACUGGGAUACUCAUCAACACAUAGUUUUUAUUUUACUAAAUAUUUUCCUUUUUUGUUCUAAAUGUUCUGUAAUGAACUUACGGUAUAAGAAGAACUUUUUUGCUUAAAAAUUAUAAAAAAGGUUAUUAAAAAAAAGAACUAACACUUUCAAAGAAAACUAGACCUGAAAAUGUGUGCUUAUCUUCUCUUCGUGGUCAGAAUAAAGGAAGCUGCCAUUUUCCAUCUGCUGCUGCGAGUUCUGAGUCCUGCUUGUUUCCCUUAACUUCAUUUUAUCCUCCUCUCUUCUGAGAGGAGAACUUUUUGUUAAAUAUGAAUACAUCCUGCAUGGGACACAACUUAACUGGUUCUCUAGACGCUUCGCCAACCAUUUUUUCUCCCUUUUCAAAAGUUUAGGCUCACAACAGUGUCUCGUUCUGUAGCCCAGGCUAGUCUUAAACUCCAGGCAAUCCUCCUGCCUCAGUCUACUAAGAACUGGGACUACCAUCAGGAGCAACCACAUCUGCUCUUUGGGAAGCCUCCCCCUUAGCUUAGACAGGUGAGCAUCUUUGUCUUGGUGCUCACCUGUAAGAGGCUGGAUGCUCGCCUCCAGGCAAAGGAGAAGCCAGGCUACCACUGGUCUAUGGAGUGAGUCGGCCCUUCCCUGGAGCUGAGCUAUUUCCUGAGGCAGAGCAGGACCAGGCUAAGGUGGCGGCACUAAUGACACAUGGGUCCACGUGCUUGGGGGACCUUCACCAACAGAGGUUGACAUAAUUCCAUUUUAUCAUAUUGCCACUCUAGGGAGGGGCAGCAGCAUGGCUGCUUUCAUGCAGGGACAGUGAGAGUGGACAGUGACUUGUGCUGUGUUGAGACCUGUGAAAUUCUCAUGUUCCUUACCUGUUCAUCGCACUUCUGGGACUCUCUCCCAGAGAAAUAAGUUGAGACAUGGACAAGCACUUCUUCACAAGUUUGUUAGACUUAGACACUCCGGCUUUCCAGGGAGGGACAAAUAUACUAUGUUCACUUAAGGACACACUGUAUAGCCAUUUGAAAUAUUAGAGUUAACGGGCUGGCGGGAAGGCCCGGCGGGUUAAGGUGCUUGCUGCCAAACCUGAGAAUGUCGGUUCGGUCCCUGGCAGUCACAUAUUAUAAAGUAAUAAGUGAUUCCCAGAAGUUGCCCCCUGGCCUCCAAAUGCAUGCCCCUGCACACGUGUGUGUGUGUGUGUGCACAAAAUACAUAAUAUAAUAAGGUUUUUGGGGCUGAGGUGGAGAGCGUUGCCUUAUGUAUUUUUACCAUAAUUUUUUAAGCACGGAGGAGGCACUUUAUUAGCAGAGGCGAAUGCUUGCUUAUACAGCUAUGACAUAAGCUCAACAUAGAAAACUGCAAAUACAGUUUGGUCUCAAUUCUAAGAUAUGCCAAGAAAAAAGGAGCGGCUAUAAUAUGCAAACGCAUCACCGCUGCUGUCUUGUCUGCAUGUCAGUGCUGGGUUUGCUUCUAUACUCUUCUAUGCAUGGAAAGUUUCCAGUCAGCAAACAAAUAAAAUGGGGUGAAGGAAGUUAUAAAUCUAGGCUCUCUAAAAACGCACUCUCAGACAUUUUCUUUUUUUUUUUUUUUU